ACAAUAUUUGCCAAAUCCGCAGAAGAAAAUGUGUAUCAUAUAUAUUGCGGUGUUAUUUGCGUGUGUAUGUGCAAGUGAUGGUUUGCUACUUAAUGACCCUUCGUCCAUCGAGCAACGUUUAGCUCACAUGGAAUCUCUGAUUCAAGGACUGUCACAGGAAGUCAGCACUUUGAGAACUGAAAAUGCCGACUUGAAAUCUAAAAUUAACACAGAAAGAACCCCCGUGUAUUUUUCGGCAUACAGGAAAACCCACUUGACCUUUCCUUCAACGUCCCAAGUAGAUGUUGUGUACGAUGGUGUUCGAGAUAACUUCCACAACUGUUACAAUCCCUCGACUGGACAUUUUACUGCCCCAAGGAAAGGCUUUUACGUCUUUAGUUGGGAAUCACUGACACCCGCUGGAAAAAUUUUUGAUACCGAAUUAUUGGUCAAUGGUGCAAGACAUCAGUUGAAUAACUGUAACAAUUUGGCAACAACAGCUUCCUAUUCGAGCUGCACUGGAGUGGUUCCCAUCACGCUUGAGGGCGGGGAUAUUGUCAAUAUCAGGAGCACAAGUGGGACAUAUCUCCACGGUGAUGGUUGGUCAAGUUUCAGUGGUUGGCUUGUAUUUGAGAUGUAAUAUUGAAUGAUUUCAUGUAAUAAAUCGUUUCCUUGAAUCAA
Messenger RNA from Saccostrea cuccullata (small rock oyster), 660 nucleotides. RefSeq lists its product as uncharacterized. Gene Ontology annotation, molecular function: protein binding. Bases 29 to 619 code for a protein of 196 amino acids. Lineage: Eukaryota; Metazoa; Mollusca; Bivalvia; Ostreida; Ostreidae. The transcript has 2 exons. The record is from RefSeq and is a predicted model, not a curated record.